Messenger RNA from Racocetra persica, 690 nucleotides. The record is from the annotation of a GenBank genome assembly. Lineage: Eukaryota; Fungi; Glomeromycota; Glomeromycetes; Diversisporales; Gigasporaceae.
AUGACUUCCGAAGAGAAUAAUGAGGUGAAUAAAAAAAUGGUGAAUGAUAAAGUGGAUAAUGAGAUGGUGAAUAAUAAAGUGGAUAAUGAGAUAGUGAAUGAUAAAGUGAAUAAUAAAGUGGAUAAAGAGAUGGUGAAUGAUAAAGUGAAUAAAGAGAUGGUGAAUGAUAAAGUGAAUAAUAAAGUGGAUAACGAGAUGGCGAAUAAUAAAGUGAAUGAUGAGCUGGUGAAUAAUAAAGUGAAUGAUGAGCUGGCGAAUAAUAAAGUGAAUGAUGAGCUGGCGAAUAAUAAAGUGAAUGAUGAGCUGGCGAAUAAUAAAGUGAAUGAUGAGCUGGCGAAUAAUAAAAUGAAUAAUGAGACGGUGAAUCAUAAAGUGGAUAAUAAGACGGUGAAUAUUAAAGUGGAUAAUGAGACGGUGGAUAAUGAGACAGUGAAUAUUAAAGUGGAUAAUGAGACGGUGGAUAAUGAGACAGUGAAUAUUAAAGUGGAUAAUGUGACGGUGAAUAAUAACGCGAUUAAUGAAGAAGACUUAUGUUUGAAUAAAAAUUUUAAUGAAGAUUGUAAAAAUUUUUGCAAACAGCUCGUUUACAGUCAAUCAAUUAGAGAUAGCAAAGACUGUUUUUCUGUAGACGAAUAUGAAGCUUAUGAAGUAACUACAAAUAAUCCAAAUAAUUUGAAUGGUUCGGUAUAA